AUGCAGCCACCGCACGUGCAGACAGCGGAGGCGGCACUGCAGGAAAGCCAGUCCACUACCUUUUCGAUUGGAGACGUAAAUGAUCAUACUCUGCGUGUGCCAUAUGGCUCUUUACGUAGUCCAUCAAGAAGCCUUCGUGUAAACAAGUGGGACGCGCUGAUCCUCGACUCGGAAAUCCUGGGACUACUCAAGACACCUAUGAAGAGCAUGUUCAGCAUGUUUGAGCCGGGAGCUGUGGAAAGAUUUAAGCCAGAGAUCGAUGCGGCACUUGGGACUCUGCUAUUUGCAUUCAGUGUGGGCCGAGGGAGGCCAACGCCUGGCAUGAAACUAGAGAACGUCCAAUACGCGCCACAUGUGCUGACCAAACGACGUAUAGGUGCCUUAUUCCUGCUGUCUGUAGGGGUGCCAUUCAUCUGGAAGCGUUUGUUUCGCUACUGGUCAUCUGGUCAAUGGACUGUUAGAGAAGCUUUCUCCGGUGGCGAUACGUCUGACAACGACGAAACGGCUCGAGCACGAAUGCUGCUAGUGAUGAAGAGGCUGGAGACUCUUGUUGUCACAUGCCAGUUCGUGAACUUGCUCGUCUUCUUGCGCAAGGGGUCGUACCGCUCGCUACCCGAGAGGUGUUUGGGGAUGAAGCUGGAGAGCAUCACCACGUCGACAGCCACGCGGUCGAUAAAUUUUGAAUACAUGACUCGUCAACUGUUAUGGGACGGAUUGCUGGAGUUCGGCAAUUUCAUCCUGCCUUUUAUGACGUGGAGAAGCCGUCGCACGAGUACAGCACUGCGGGGAAACUUUCCUACUGCAGGCACUCGCUCGUCGCAGUGCUGCCUGUGUGGCAUUUCUCCGCCACAGACACCUUACAUCACGUCGUGCAAGCACGUGUACUGUUAUUACUGUCUGCAGACUGCUGUCGCCAUGGAAGACGAUUACCCAUGUGUAGCUUGCGGGAUCAAGUUCGAUUCGUCCCAGCGACUACGGACGUAA
Messenger RNA from Peronospora farinosa, 984 nucleotides. The record is from the annotation of a GenBank genome assembly. Lineage: Eukaryota; Oomycota; Peronosporomycetes; Peronosporales; Peronosporaceae.